Messenger RNA from Rhinolophus ferrumequinum (greater horseshoe bat), 3099 nucleotides. RefSeq names its product nicotinamide riboside kinase 1 (gene NMRK1). The record is from RefSeq and is a predicted model, not a curated record. Lineage: Eukaryota; Metazoa; Chordata; Mammalia; Chiroptera; Rhinolophidae. Bases 341 to 868 code for a protein of 175 amino acids. The transcript has 9 exons. Gene Ontology annotation, cellular component: cytoplasm.
CGAAGCCCCCGCCCCGCCCAACUGGGGCUGGAGCUGGUCGUCGCGUCCGGCCCAGCUGAACCGAUUUGCUACCUCUACGUAGACCGCCCCUGACCUGGGAGGGACGCAGGGGAAGGGGACUGUGGGCCCUCUAGGAUAGCGAGCUGCUGGGUUGCGGCGGGUUAGUGACAGGGCGGCGCGCUUGGCCAUCGCCUCUGCUUUGCUUGGGAGGACCCGGCUUGUUAAUGAAAGUGGAACUGAACCUUAAGCAGUUGCACUUAAUUUGGAAUAUUCUGGAUAAAAAGAAGCCCAGGAACAACAGCUCUCUCUCCACAGGAAGACGUGAUUUUUGAGGCGAAUUAUGAACACAUUUGUCAUUGGAAUUGGUGGUGUGACAAAUGGUGGGAAGACAACACUGGCUAAGAAUUUGCAGAAACACCUCCCAAACUGCAGUGUCAUAUCUCAGGAUGAUUUCUUUAAGCCAGAGUCUGAGAUAGAGACAGAUAAAAAUGGAUUUUUGCAGUAUGAUGUGCUUGAAGCGCUUAACAUGGAAAAAAUGAUGUCCGCUAUUUCUGGCUGGAUGGAAAGCCCAAGGCACUCUCUGGUAUCAACAGAUGGGGAAAACACUGAGGAAAUUCCCAUACUAAUCAUCGAAGGUUUUCUUCUCUUUAACUAUAAUACAAGGGUCUACAAGCCUCCAGACCCUCCAGGGUACUUUGAUGGCCACGUGUGGCCCAUGUACCUAAAGCACAGAAGAGAAAUGGAGGACAUCACAUGGGAAAUUGUCCACCUAGAUGGAACAAAAUCUGAAGAGGACCUCUUUUCACAAGUAUAUGAAGAUCUAAGACAAGAACUAGCAAAGCAAAAAUGUCUGCAAGUAACAACGUAAAGACGGAAUGCACUGAAUCCUUCCUGGGGUAAAUUAGGAAACUCGAAGGAAUAUAUUCAAGAAUCUUAACCAAGACACAAUAUGUACUUUGGUACACUGGCAGCUGUUGUUUUGUUUGUUCUAUCACACAUGAUUUUCCCAAGUAAAUAGUUAUCUAUGACAAUGGAUAGGAAUUUACCUUAGUGAGUUGUUCUCACUCAAAGAAGUGUAUGGAUAUAACACAGAAAGUUAGUUCCUCUAGACCAAUGAUUGUCAGACUUUUCUGAAUGGGACCCAGAGUAAGAAAUAAGAUUUACAUCACAAUCCAAGUUAGAUUUACAUCACAGUUACAAUAUAUGUAAUCUGGUGUGUGUGUGUUUGUAUAUGUGUCAGUGUCUAUGUGUCUUGUGUGUGUCUAUGUGUGUACGUGUAUGUAUAGAUAUGUGUAUACAUACACAUAUCAAGUAUCAUUAAUUUUUCUAUUUUUAAUUUUUUUUUAAUUUUAGUUACCAUCCCAUACCAAUGCCCACUUACUGCAAAUAAUCGCAUUACUAGGAGUAGCAGUUGCACUAAAUACAUCAACAAUUCCCUGCAGUAUCUUUUGUGCAAGUGUUUUGUCAUUGUUCAUUCUGUCACUGUUCUUGGCAGGUGUCUAAAACCACUGAAUCAUUGUGUCAUUUUUAUUGGGAAGAUGUUACAAAUAGGGGAUUUUUCCUUGUGUUUAACAGUUUUGUUUUUUUUCAAACCAAUGUUCUAAAAUCACAGAAAUAAGUUAUAGUUUCUUCAAUGACCUAAUACAGGAGACCUUUCAUUGAGAAAUACAGACAGGAGAUCUGAAUUGUGUGAUUUUUUUUUUUUGAGACCUCUUUCAAUGUUGGAAUUUAAAUUACUAUAUUAAUCAACUUUUUGUUUAUAAAUAACGAACAGAUUUCUCACAACCCUCUCAGUGCUUACAAAUAUAAAAUACAUUGUUACAUUAACUUUAAACUUUCUCUACAGACUCAUUUGAUCAUUGUUUCUAUAUUUUAAUUAGCUUGUACUCAGUGAUAAUUAGGGGUUGUUUUUUUUUUUUUGGUCACACACUCUACAAAAAGCAAAACAACGUGGGCUCAAAUUACAGUUCAUCUACUUAAUAGCUAUAUGACUUUGAUCAAGCUAUUUAAAGUCUUGAUUUCCUCUUUUUAAGAUGGGGAUAUCAACAUUACUUAUUAGGGUAUAGUGUAGAAUAAGGAUAAAGUUCAAAAUCCUUAAUAUGGCCUCCAUGGUGUUCCCUGAUCUAGCCUCUGUAGCUCUCUACCCUCAUUUCCCAUCACUCAACCCAGUACUGUUCAGCCAGACGGACCUCCUCACCCCAGACUUACCAGAACCCUUCCUGCCUCACAGCUCGCACACAUGCUGCCCCCAGUGCUUAGAGCAAACUUCUGUAGCCCUCACCUCCCAGCAGCUUGCUAACUCCUACUCCUUCAUCUCACCCUUUAAAUCCCACUUCAGGGAGACCUUCCUGAUCCCCACUCCCCCACAUGGGUGCUUUCAAAGCUCUCCUACUUUUUCUUCAAAGCAUGAAUGAUAAUAAUUAUACUGCCACUCACAGAAGCACCCGUUUAGUGGCUGUCUCUCCAUCUAACCUACAAGCUCAAUGAAGGCAGGACCUACUUCUGUCCCUUAGUUAUAAACACACCCCUAACAAGCACAGUGUGUGGUACAUGAUGAACACACAAAAAAAUGCUGCAUACUUUUUUAUAAAUUAUGGUGUCAGGAAUGAGUUCAUAGGCAACCAGUACAUUACUUGACUAAUAGCUUAAACUCACUGGGGUGUUUUUAUGUUGUUGUUUUUUUAAAUAACAGGAAAAUCCAAGGCAGGCAGUCCUGGAUUUGUGCAUAGAGUUGUCAGAUCUAGGGGAAACAUAUAGAGGACACACAGUUCAAUUUGCAUUUCAGGUAAACUAUGAAUAACUUUGUAGUAUAAGUAAGUCCCAAAUAUUACAUAUUUAAGACUGUUACUCUUUUUCCAAAAUUAGAAUUUAAUCUGGUGUCUUGUAUUUUAUGUACCACCCCUACUUUAGACACAACUCAAAAAUAUCAUGAAAAAGCCAGGGUCUUUCAUUGUUGGCUUGUGGACUUAUCAUCACGGGGAGGUCAAAAGAAGGCAGAAGAACCUCCCUGAAUAGUGACAGCUUUCAAGGAAGGAAGACAGGUGUAGGGAGGUACAGACAGCCACCCAACAGUGUCUCCAGCAGAGUUCCCUGUGUGUC